CGGUCGCUGAAAAAAAAGUAUAUACAACAAAAGAGUUUUACACUAGUGUAUGAAAAAAACAAAAAUACAAACUGUGCAGAUCUAAUUGAAAUGUUAGCGGCGUAGCCAACGAAUGUUUGUGCGUUAUUAAUAUUUUUAUAUUUUUUAUGGCCAUGUGCAAGUGCAUGCAAAUGCGGUUAAUAAGUCUCGUCUGUUUGCGGUGCGACAAAUGAAAUUGCCAAUAGCGGCAACUAAAAAUAAUUCUCCAAUCAGAAACGCAAAGCCAACGAAAUAUAUAUAAUAAAUUGUGACGCAGCUGCAAAGCGCGCUCUGUGACUGUGUGUGUGUGUGCGUGUAUAUUUAUGGAAUAUGCAGUAAUAACUACAAUACAACAUAGUACAAGCAGCAGUUUAUAAUUAAAGCCUGAUUAUGGAGCUGAGCAACUUUUCGAGCAACAAGAAAAUGUCACGCGAGGAGCGUCGCUACUCGGUGCCACAUGGUCCAAAUACGCCGCUACCGCCGGCGGCUUCUGAAGAUCUACACGCCUGGUCCAUUUACAGGCAAAAUCUAAACUCUGACUUUACCGAUUCGGCGCUGGGCUCGUCAGAUAAAUCACCGCUGCCAUAUGGAAAUUUCCAGCUACGCGAUACCACAGUGCAAUCAAUCUUAAAUCAUCCGCGCUACGGGCCCAAAUCUCCGCUGGGUUCCAAUAUGUAUACAUAUUUAAAGUUCGGCUUGCCGCGCGUAUUUCCACCCAAUGCCGGCUCACAGCGCUCGCAUCGGCCUGGUCCAGGGCCCGGUGGCUCGAGUGCCUUGGGCGGCGUGCGUGGCCGCAUGAAUCGCGGCUUUCGGGAUAGCUCCUUGGCACCAGCGGGAGCCGGUUCCAGUGGCUACGACAGCAGCGAUAAUGAGACCACACGCAGUCGCUUGCCCGCAAAUUUACGCAAAUAUCGCAGCGAAUCGGACUUCCGUGCCAUCAGCGGCAUGGGCAUGGCCAUGACGCACUCGCGUCCAGAGUCGCGUGCUCAAGUGUCGGGUGUGCCGGCGGCGGCGCUGCGUCAGGCGCACAGUCGCGCCAGCAUUGCAGUGGGACAGCAGCUGCAUCAGCAUCACCAGCUACAGCAACACCAGCAGCAGCACCAGCAAUACAUGAGCAAUGGCAAGCACUAUGGACAUCGUUCGCAUAGCGAGGCGGAUUUGCUGGGUGCUGGCAUGGGAGGCGGCGGGGGCGAUGUGGCCGGCUUGGGCUAUGACUACGGCGAGUCGCGCAUUUACGGCAGCACGCGCCAUGCGCAGCCGUAUGGACGCAAGCAGUCGAGCAUGGGUCUGAUCUACCCCAACAUACAGGUGCACUGCCUGGAUGUGAGUCCUUGCCUGCACGGCGUCUCGCUGCAGGCCAAGGCGGGCGAUCUGUUUGCCAUUAUGGCAACGUCGCAGCGCGAGGGCAGUGCCUUGGCGGAAUGUCUGGCCGGACUGCGCGAGCGCUUGGGCGGCGAAAUUCUGAUCAAUGGCCAGCAGGUGCAUCGCCGUGGACUGCGAGAGUUGUGCAGCUAUGUGCCGGCGCUGGAGGUAUCCUCGCUGGAUCCGCGCAUGAGCGUGCAAUGCACUUUGAACUUUCAUGCCGCGCUGCGUGGUCCGCUGGAUCGCAGUGAUUUGAAGGAGCGCAUGGAUGUGCUCAUUGAGGACUUGGGGCUGAAUACGGUGCGUGCCUCGAACGUGUCCACAUUGACGCAUUCGGAGAAGCAACGCUUGAGCGUGGCCUGUCAGCUGCUGGCGCAGUCAUCGGUGCUCAUUCUGGACCAGGUGACCAGCAACAUGGACAUCUUUGAUACCUUCUUUCUGGUGGAGUACUUGCGGCAGUGGUGCAGUGGUGGUCGCAUUGUCAUCAUGACGCUGCAGCCGCCCACCUUUGAAAUACUGUCCAUGUGUUCCGGCGUGCUGCUGCUCUCCGGCGGACGCACUGUCUUCUCUGGCAGUCGCGCGGAUUUGCCACGACAUAUGGGCGAGCUGGGCUACCCAUGUCCGCCCUUCAAAAAUCCUGCGGACUAUUACUUGGAUCUGGUUACGCUGGACGAUCUGUCCGCUGCUGCGAUGCUGGAGUCUUCGGCGCGCAUUGAAUCGUUGGCGAAUGCUUGGGAUCAAAUAAAUGCGGAGCCACCGCUGGCUGCACCGCCUGCUUCCUUACCCAACUUUACGCUCAAGGCGGGCUUCUUCGGCCAGUACAGGGCGCUCAUCAAACGCUUUGCCGGCUACAAGCAGCCUGGCUCGCUUCUCACCUGGAUUAGCAAGCUCAUAGCCGCCGCUGUGCUGUCGCUUUGCAUUGGCUGCAUCUUCUGGGAUGUGCCCGCCUCGGAUCCGCAGCUAACGUACAACGAUCGCUUGGGCUAUCAUCACUGCGUCAUGGUGCUGGCCUACUGGCCACUGGUCAUGCUGACCAUACGCGAUACCCAAGAGGAUCGUCGCCAUGCGGAGCGCGACAUACGCUUGGGCCUCUACUCUCGCAGUCUCUACAUCAUAGUGCAGUGUCUGCUGGGACUGUUUCCCAGUCUGUGCAUCUGGCUGGCCUAUCUGCUGCCAGCGCACAGCAUGGCCGGACUGUAUACCUACUCCAACAGCAGCGAUACGGGCAUCUAUCUCUACAUGGGUUACAUGCUGCUCUAUCUGACGCUGGUGCAAACGCUGGCGCUCUUCUGUGCGCAUCUGCUGCCCUGCAAGGUGUCCGCCAGUCUGUUGAACAGCCUAAUCAGCCUGGCAUUGGCCUCUGUGGGCGGCUAUCUGGUGCAUCCACGCAACUUGAGCAAGUUCUGGCAUUGGCUGCAACUUGCCUCGCCGCAGCGUUGGCUGCUGCCCGUGCUGGUGCAGGAUGAAUACAGCGCAGAGACAUUGGCCAACUCCGCCGGACUGCAGCUGUGCCGCAACAAACAGGUGCAGCAUCAAGAGAUUAUUGUGCAACAGCCCUGUCCACCGCCGAACGGCACGCAAGUGUUGCACGACUAUCAGUUGCUGCCGCAGCAGCAUGUGCUGGAUGCUACGUUGAGCUACGAUCAGACCAGCUCUAUGGCACUGGUCCUGGCCUCUGUGCUUAUAUUCUGCCUGACUUUUCUGGUCUUUGUGUGCAAUUGUCGCGGCGCCUGCCGCAAGCGACGCAGCCGACGCUACUAGACGACGCUGCACGGCAAUGGGACGCAGCAACAUUGUACAUUAGCUAGCAACUAAAUUUGAUUAAAUAAAAUA
Drosophila busckii is the source of this 3213-nucleotide messenger RNA. Its product is annotated as ATP-binding cassette sub-family G member 8. The transcript is spliced from 8 exons. The record is from RefSeq and is a predicted model, not a curated record. The coding region runs from base 409 to 3141 and encodes 910 amino acids. Lineage: Eukaryota; Metazoa; Arthropoda; Insecta; Diptera; Drosophilidae. Gene Ontology annotation, molecular function: ATP binding; ATP hydrolysis activity; ABC-type transporter activity. Gene Ontology annotation, cellular component: plasma membrane.